UUGAGGCCGCGCCGAGGGGCGGGGGUCGCGCCCGCCCAGCGGAGCCGCGGGGUGCGGGGCGGCCGACGGCGGCGCCGCCAUGAAGCUGGAGGUGUUCUCGCAGCACUAUGAGGACAAGCUGAGCACCGGCAGCGACCAGGAAGGCAGCGGCUCGCUCUCCCCGGCUCCGGCGGAGAGCGAGCUGGGCUCGGACGGUGACUGCGCGGCCAACAGCCCGGGCGGCGGGGCCGGGCGGCCGGGGCAUCCCCCGCCGCCGCCCCCCACGCCGCAGCCCCCGCCGCCGCCGCCUACCGAGAACGCCAAGGGGAAGCCCUACACGCGGCGCCCGAAACCGCCCUACUCCUACAUCGCGCUGAUCGCCAUGGCCAUCCGCGACUCGGCCGGCGGCCGCCUGACCCUGGCCGAGAUCAAUGACUACCUGAUGAGCCGCUUCCCCUUCUUCCGCGGCGCCUACACCGGCUGGCGCAACUCGGUGCGCCACAACCUCUCCCUCAACGACUGCUUCGUCAAGGUGCUGCGCGACCCGGCGCGGCCCUGGGGCAAGGACAACUACUGGAUGCUGAACCCCAGCAGCGAGUACACCUUCGCCGACGGCGUCUUCCGCCGCCGCCGCAAGCGCCUCAGCCGCGCCGCCCCGCCGCCGCAGCCCGCCCGCCCCGCCGCCGGCGUCCCGCCGCAAGUGCCGCAGGAGGCGGCCGGAGCGGGCGCCACGUCCCCCGGCGCUUCCCCGCGGUGCUGCUGCACUUCCUCGCCCUGUCACUGCGCGCCGGGAGCCAAGGAGGCAGCGGCGGGGGGCGGCGGGGCGAGGCCGGCGGGCGGCGGCGGUGCCAAGUUCUCCAGCUCCUUCGCCAUCGAGAGCCUCCUGCAGCGGCCGGCAGGACCCCGCGCCGCCCCGCAGCCGCCGCCGACCCCGCACGGCCGCCUCCUGUGGCCGGCGCCGCCCGCGCCCCCGCACCUGCUGCCCGGCCCGUACCCGCUGCUGCCCUACCCACCUGCCGCGCAGCCCCCGCCCGCCGCCGCCCUCUACGGCGGGGGCCUCCUGCAGCUCUGCGCCUACGGGCUGGGAGAGCCCUCGCCGCCGCCGCUGCUGCUGGGGGCGGGCGGCCCCGUUGGCCCCGGGGAGGCGGCGCCGCUGGCGGAGCGGCCGCGGGCGCCGCUGUUCCACGGCGGGCUCCCCAAGGGCGGGCGGGGGCCGCCGCCCGGCUCCCCGCUGUACGCGCCCCUCCGGCUGGCCGGGCCGCUGCCGCCGGCGGCGGGGGGCUCGGCCUCGUUCCAGCCGUACGCCGUGGAGACCCCGCUGGCUUAAUGGAGCCCCCCUCCUCCCCUGCGAGGGACCUGCCCGGGGAGGCGUGGAGGGGGAAAGGAGGAGGCUCUGGAUCCGGCACUUUAAACUCCAGAGGCGACCACAGCCUCCAAGCAAAAGCCUCAGUGACUGUGCCUUAGUGAAAUGACAGUGGGUUUAA
Messenger RNA from Camarhynchus parvulus, 1463 nucleotides. RefSeq names its product forkhead box Q1 (gene FOXQ1). Gene Ontology annotation, biological process: regulation of transcription by RNA polymerase II; cell differentiation; anatomical structure morphogenesis. The record is from RefSeq and is a predicted model, not a curated record. Gene Ontology annotation, molecular function: RNA polymerase II cis-regulatory region sequence-specific DNA binding; DNA-binding transcription factor activity, RNA polymerase II-specific. NCBI's taxonomy places the organism in Eukaryota, Metazoa, Chordata, Aves, Passeriformes, Thraupidae.